Phycodurus eques (leafy seadragon) is the source of this 5740-nucleotide messenger RNA. RefSeq names its product tripartite motif containing 46a (gene trim46a). Gene Ontology annotation, molecular function: zinc ion binding; protein binding. The coding region runs from base 216 to 2528 and encodes 770 amino acids. The record is from RefSeq and is a predicted model, not a curated record. The transcript is spliced from 12 exons. NCBI's taxonomy places the organism in Eukaryota, Metazoa, Chordata, Actinopteri, Syngnathiformes, Syngnathidae.
UCUAUAAAUGCUCGUUCGAAGAAUGCGUCCUGUCCUCUCUAGACUAGCCCAAUCCACCCCCUACAUUUCCCAUCGUUCUUUUCUGUACCUCACCAGCAUAGAGUACAUGACAGUGUAGACGCUCAUAGCAGCACGUCAGUGGUUCGUGUGCGGCCCUACUUUGCUAGCGCACACCUUAAAAGGGAUCCUUGGCACCGGCUUUGCUUCACGCAGGCAUGGCAGACACGGAAUUAAAAAGCUUCAGUUCCAUCAUGGACGCUUUGCUUCGUAUUAGCUCCAACAUGAAGCGGAUGGAGCGGGAGCUGCGUUGUCCCGUGUGCGAUGAAAUCGUGAAGCAGCCCAUCCUGCUGCCGUGCCAGCACAGCGUAUGCUUGCUGUGUGCGGCCGACGUGUUGAUACAGAGGGGCUUCCCUCCGCCUGACCUCCCCCCUGAACCGCGGUCGCCGGCCUCCACGCCCAACACUCGCUCCCCGCGCCAGCCACGCAGACCCAUGCCUCGGACACCGGACCGCCUGGAGCGCGUUCUCAGAACCGCAUGCAGCACCUACCCUGGGCGGCGGCGUAAGGACACGGCCACUCCCCCCAUGAUGUUUCCGUGUCCUUCCUGUCAGGAGGAUGUCGAGCUGGGCGAGAAAGGCCUGAUGGACUGUCCCCGCAACCUCACUCUGGAGCGCAUUGUGGAAAGGUACAGGCACACGCUGAGUCUGGGCAGCAUAGCCAUCAUGUGUGCUUUCUGCAAGCCUCCACACUCUCUGGAAGCCACCAAGGGCUGCGCCGACUGCAAAGCCAACUUCUGCAAUGAAUGUUUCAAACUCUACCAUCCCUGGGGGACCCCCCGAGCCCAGCACGAGCACAUCCUCCCCACAAACAACUUUCGCCCAAAGGUGCUGACGUGCACGGAGCACGAGCAGGAGCGACUGCAGUGGUACUGCUGCACCUGCCGCAGGUUGCUGUGCCCGCUGUGUAAGCUACGCCGCAUCCACCAGGGCCACAAAGUGUUGCCGGUCACACAAGCCUACCAGGCCCUCAAGGAUCAGCUCACCAAGGAAAUCAACUACAUCCUGGCCAACCAGGAAACCAUACAGAGUCAGAUCACACAGUUGGAGACAGCCAUCAAACACAUGGAGACCAACAGUGCUGUAGCUCUCAAUCAUGUGAGCCGCUGCAUGCAGGAUCUGGCGGCGUCUAUAGCCGAGCGUCAGGGGGUAUUGUCUGUGGCCCUGGAGGGCUCACGUGGCUGCAGGGAGGAGGCGCUGUCUGCUCAAGCGUCGGCCAGGCGAGACAUGCUGGAGCACGCCGGCAUGAUGGCCUACACUCACGAGCUCCUCAAGGAGACAGACCAGCCGUGUUUCGUGCAGGCGGCCAGAGUCACUCACAACAGGCUGGUGAAGGCCAUCGCAAACUUGCAGUGCUUCUCCCUGUCUGCCGAUCCCUCAUUCAGACACUUUCACCUGGACGCAACAAAAGAGAUCAAGCUUAUCAACAGCUUGGAGUUCAUACGUGCCCCACUAGCCCCAGUGAUCGACACUCAGAAGACACUGGCCUACGACCAGCUCUUCCUGUGCUGGCGCCUGCCUCAGGACUCGGCCCCAGCCUGGCACUUCUCUGUCGAGUACCAAAGGCGGACGGGUGCGUCCGGAGACACGUGGGGCGGCACCCGAUCCCCCAACGCUUCAAUUGCGUGGCGGAGACUGGAUGAAGUGCGAGGGACGAGUGCCAUCGUAGACCAACUGCAGAUAGACAGCGUUUAUGUGCUGAGGGUACGAGGCUGUAACAAGGCUGGCUUUGGAGACUACAGUGAGGAGGUGUACCUCCACACGCCACCAGCUCCUGUGUUGUCUUUCUCCCUGGACUCUCGCUGGGGCUUGCAUUCUGACAGGCUGGCGCUGGGCAAGGGUCAGACAUACGCCCGCAGCGUGCCGGGCCUCUCCUUGCUGAAGGUUGCCGACCGCACGCUCACCUCCUGUCACCUGACCGCCGACCUCCUGGUGGCCGACCUGGCCGUCUCUCAAGGCAGGCACUACUGGGCGUGCUCGGUGGAACCUGGCUCCUACCUGAUUAAGGUUGGAGUUGGACAGGAGGUGAAGCUUCAGGAGUGGUUCCAUCAGCCACAGGACAUGGCCAGUCCACGGUAUGACCCAGACAGCGGCCAUGACAGCGAGGCAGAGGACGGCCAGGACUCGCCCACCUUCUGCUUUCUCACCAUGGGCAUGGGCAAGAUCCUUCUACCCCGAGGCCACGCACACACCAAUGCUAAGCUCGCCCACCCUUACACGACGCCACUGCCGCCGAGACUAGGCGUGUGCCUAGACUGCGACGAAGGAAGAGUGGCCUUCUAUGACGCCCACUCCUUACGCAUGUUGUGGGAGGGCAACGUGGACUGCUCAGCCCCCGUGUGCCCUGCCUUUUGCUUUAUUGGCGGUGGUGCCCUGCAACUGCAAGACCUGGUGGCCAGUCGCAGCAUCGAGGAGGAGACACCACAGCGGAGGGUGAUCAUCAAAACUUGUGCAACCAAUCUUAGUAAAUAAUGAAGCAAUGUAUGUAUCUGUUACAAUAACUUAGUUACUGUAGGUCCAGGAGCAUUUAGACGGUGACGAUUUACAAUUUGGCCUUUUCACACUACUAUGAUGGCUCGUAAGCAGCAAAGCAAAUUUAUUAAUAUUGCGUAUUUCCUACACAAGGUAACUCAAUGUGCUUUACAUGAUUAAAAGCAUUAAAAAAAAGUAAAACAUAGGUUAAGUGUAGACUUUCAGCUCUAAUUUUCCAUUUGUCACUAAGGAAUUGGAGCCCACCAUUUAUGCAGAAUACAUCCAUUUUCUGGGCACACAAUUAUUUGCACAAAGGGAAAUAAUAUAACAAUUAUUUUAACACUUAGUGUGGAAGUGAGGAAUUCAGUCUCCUCUGUGGAGAUGCUUUGCUCGACCUUCACUUGCUGCUUUUGUUACACAUUUAAUUGGAUUUUUGCGUGGGGGUUUCCUGUUAACAGAGCAACAAAAAGUACAAACAGGUCAGCAUGACUGUUGCAUCAUGUCUCAUAAACUGUGGUAGUGAAAACUGCACUUUCACAGCCUCUGAUUCUGUAGCAUAUACUCUUUGACCCAGGAUAGUGUGCUGUCCUCUUCCUGAGCCUUUUGUAUUUGUACUGGGAGAUGUAGUCCAGUCCCAGAGUCUCCCAUCAACUCCAGGGCAUCAAUUUGAAUUAACUGAUUUCUUCCUGAUUGUCCUUUCGCAGUGCAUCUCCUCAUGUAGUAUAUGUACAUAUAUAUCCAGUGGCAUGUGGGACAGUCAAUCAGCAUCUGAAUUGUUGGGGGUGAAUAAAUUUAAUUCUGCCAGCUCUGGAACCCGUCUGUGGCCUAUGGCAUUGAGUUUAACAGUAGUAAGCACAUAUGCGAGUUGCAUUGUGGACCAUAAAGGAUCGAGCAUAGUACAUAAACGGCCCACUUCAAUCCCAAAAACUCUAGUUUCCUGGAUUGAAGAUGUUGCCCCUUUACAGCCCAAUUAUGAGUGCAGGACCCACACACUAUCACUCUCAUCUUUCCUUGUUGUUACUGGUACAACACCGCUCCCAAGCCAACCUGCGAUACGUCACAAUGCAGCACGAACUGUUGUUUCCAGAUAGCCCAGGACAGGUGUGCUUUUGAGUCUUGGUGAGAACUUUCCCAAUACAUGGGAGUCCUCUAGGUUAAGCGACCCUUCUUGCCCUUUGCUGCUCUCCUGUAGCUUUCAGCGGGUUGGUCUGUGUUGGAUCUUUGCUGAUUACCUGCCGUGAUUAGGUUGUACAGUUGAUGGGCAAUCCAAGAGAAGCUAGGGAUGAAUGGGCUGGAAUAGGAGAGGAAUUCCAGCAUCUGACAAACAUCACUAACUGUGGCAGGUGCUCUCUCGCUCAGAGCCCUCACUUGUGCCAUUUUCACUGAGUCCAUACUGUUACGAUCGUGUGUACAGAAUUCGGAACCCCAAAAGAGCUAAACACAAUUUGAGGAAAUAAUCAUUUUAGUGAGACAAGUGAGCACGACAACAUGAGCAAUGGAAAUAUACACAAACGAAAAACUACAUCAGCAAUAGGCUGACAUGAAAAUACUAUGAACAGAAUAAACUAAAUAACAAAUGGACAGGCGAAGCACAAUGGAGCUGUAUGGCGAAAAGGACAAAAAGUAGGAAUAAUACAAAACGAAAAUAAAUAACGGAAGCACAGUAAUAACGGUAAACAAAAGAAUUCAGCAGUAGAGGAAGAUAUAACAAAAUAGUGCAAGAUGAGAAAUCCAAACCACAUAAAUAAGGAUGAAGACAAAUCCACAAACACGGAAAGAAAAAAAAAAAAACUAAACUACACAAGUUUAGACACAGACAAGAGUACAAGCCAGUAAAAUGACUCUAAACUACACAAGUUUAGGUAACGAAACGUGGUGGUGGGGAAAAAAAGCACACACGAACGAAGGAGGGCAACAACAACCAGUAACAAUAUUCCGGUGGCUAGCUCCCACCCAUCUUGCGCUUAAGAACCAAACUGAUCAUGAUGCCAAGCAGCAGUGCGACAGAGGCUCCGCCCAUCUACCAAGCCCAGGGACUGAAAAAAUACUGAGAGUCAGAAGGCCAAGGGACUGGAAAACUACAGAAUCAGUAACCAAACACAGGAUUAUGACACAUACUGUAACACAAUUUCAGCCUCUGUAUGGUCUUUCUCGGUUCAGGCUUAAAUCUGGUGCAGUAAACUUAGAUAAGGCAACUUGUCCUUGUGCCCACUCGCCGCAUUUUUUUUUCAAACAUCUUGAACUCCCAUCACAAGGUUACUUCAGGCAGUGAAUGUGUUGGUACUAGUCAGCAAUGGAGUGGGGAUUCGCUGGUCAUUUGGACAGGGUAUGUGGCAAAAAAAACAAAAAAAAAAACCCUGGGCUUGUCUCUAAUGCAGGCUUCCUUAAUGGUUGUUUUAUGUCUGGGAAAAGUUGUCUUUUUUUGUGGUGGGGGGUGGAAUAAAAAAUUAGUAGGCCAGUAUGAAACUGUCCAACUUCUUCAUUCUCAUGGACCAGCACAUCCGCUGCCAAUCUAAUGAGUGCACGCCUUGGCUUCCUAUUGGGUUCUCCACUGUCUAGGUUAUCACACUUCAGGUGUCUACAGACAUCUAUGAGAGCCUCCUCUUCUUACUGCCAAAGGGCUGCACACAUCUGGUAACGCAGGUGCUCCAUGUUAUCCCUUUAAGAAGGUUAGACAGUUUGGAUAGGAGUGCCGUUUCUGUUUUCAGUUCCACUUAUGCCUCCUCCUGGCUGGCUCGCCAAAAUAUGUUACAGGUAUAAGAAUGGGUCGAAGCUCAUCCAAGUGGAACAUAUUUACUGAGAUUUUUCCUUGGGGGUUUUCCAUUAACAGAGCAACAAAAAGUACAAAUAAGUCUCACUGUUUAGACUGUUGAAUCACAUGUCCUCAACUGCGCUGGUGACCACUCUGGUGGUUUAUGCCCACGCUUAUUCAUUAGUUUGGUCCCGUUCCUUUUGUCACCUUCAUGAUGCAGUUACAGUGUGCCACCUGCUGACUAUAGGAUGAACAGAUAAUUACUUAGCUAUGUAGUAAGGGGGCGGCAUGGUGUCCGACUGGUUAGAGCGUCAGCCUCACAGUUCUGAGGACACGGGUUCAAUCCCCGGCCCCGCCUGUGUGGAGUUUGCAUGUUCUCCCCGUGCCUGCGUGGGUUUUCUCCGGGCACUCCGGUUUCCUCCCACAUCCCAAAAACAUGCAUCAAUUGGAGACUCUAAAC